AUGUCUAGCGAGCCUUUACUCAGUAGCAUCUCCCAAACCCAUUCUGUUGGCGUUAAUCAACAAAACUUUCAAUCAUUCAACGACCUCGUCCGCCUCGGCGGGUUUCCUGUCACCCAGGGGAUCCAGAGGAUUUCCAAGGUUCAGGUUUGGGGCAGAGACCGCGUCGAAGGGAUAGAGGUUACCUAUAUACUUAAGCCGGACCCCUUUCCCCAGGCCCCUCAUGUGCUCAUACAUGGACUCAAGAGUGGACAUGCCCACCCAGCCAUCCCAAUCAAUGGUAGGACUCGCCGCUGCUUUCUGUACUCGCUGCCUCCGCUUAUUGCUUUAUCCACAGAUCGCCAGUUCCUUGUAGGUGUUUACGGUCAACGAAACGCCGCCAACAACAUUGGUUCGAUUAGCUUUGUUAUUUUCGAAGAGGACAGUGGUAGAGUUGAAGUUCAGGGGCCUUUCGGUUCACCUCCUAAACCCGGUACAGCGUACGGAACAUUCGGGCCUAUAGUUGCCUUCGCUGGCACCGAAGAGAGUGCUUUUGGCCUGUGUGCUUUAUCCAUGAUCAAAAUUGAUUCACAUGCCAACUCUCUUCUCUGA
Molecule: messenger RNA, 588 nt
Organism: Laccaria bicolor S238N-H82
Lineage: Eukaryota; Fungi; Basidiomycota; Agaricomycetes; Agaricales; Hydnangiaceae
Exons: 4
Coding region: 1-588 (195 amino acids)
Source: RefSeq, a predicted model, not a curated record